GCGGCAGCGAGCGGUUUGCACUACGAUCUCGUUGUUUUAUAUAUCUAUAUCCAUAUAUAUAUAUAUAUAUAUAUAUAAAUUUUUUUUAGUUUUCAGUUGUUCGUUUUUGUAGUUGCAGUUGCGCACGCGCGUGGUUUUCGGUAUUUUUGUUUCUAGCGAACUUCUUCAGCUGAUUAAUUAAACAAUACACGAACUUAAGCAGCGGCUGUCCUGUUUGGGUAGCGACUCAACUCAGUCCAGCCGGCAAUGCCUUGGGGUCUGGCUCCGAAUUAAAAGGCAGCUCUACCAUAAAAAAAGGAUCUGCGAAUCGGGAUCGAAUUAUAAUACCCUUUUUAGCCAUGCCGUACAAUCUGUGGCUGCGACGACGCCUCCAGCUGUUGGCCUCGUUGCUCUUUUGCGGAUUACUUGGCUAUCUCACAUCGGAGGCGGUGGCCAAGCCCACGCUUUCCUUUAGCCUGCCGCAGGGCCUCCAGGGAUUCCCCUCAUUCCAAUCCUUCACCCAACAGAUCAUCGAGCAGCGCAGCGUGCGCCAGAUGAAGAAGUACAGCGGAAAGCGGGUGAGCAACGACUCGCUCAUUAUGAUAUACUAUCACGAUCAGACCAUAGCCGUUACGGAGCUGGGGCCACAGAAGCUGCUCCUAGGGUGCGAGCUCAUCGAAAUCUACAACGAGAAGGAGGGCAAGAUGCUCCUGGACGGCCUGUCGCACUAUAAUCGCCCCUUGGAGAUCAAAUUCGAUGAGAUGCUGAAGCUAAUGGACCAGUGCGAGCAUGUGGACAAGCUGAGCUUUGCCACCCGGCACAAGGCCUCCAAGCUGGAGGGCGGCGGAGAGCGGAGCAGCAGCAGCAGUGGCAGCGAUUCCUCCUCGACGGCGGUGAGCCUAAAGUUUGGUGCCAAUAUCCUUCCACGCAGUCCCAUCUCUCUGCUCAGCGGGAUAAUACCAGGCACAAAGUGGUGCGGCACUGGUGACAUUGCCAAUACAUACAGCGAUCUGGGCAGUGAGAUGGCCAUGGAUCGAUGCUGUCGCCAGCAUGAUUUGUGUCCUGUGAAGAUCCGGGCCUAUCAGCACAAAUACGAACUGGAGAACGAUUCCCUGUACACCAAAUCACACUGCAUUUGCGAUGACAUGCUCUUCUCCUGCUUGAAGAUGACCAAUACCUCGGCCUCGCAGCUAAUGGGCUCCAUUUAUUUCAACCUGGUGCAGGUUCCCUGUUUGGAUGGACGCAGCAAUACAUACAAGUUCCGGGCGGCCAAGGAGGGUUUCUAGGGGGAUGACAUCGAUGCGGUGUUUCUGAGGGGUUUAAUGUACAGGAGGGAAGGUGAUGAGAUUGAGAUGUAUAAUGGAUGUAAAGCGAGGGUGGGGAAAUCAAUGUAUUUAUUUGUUUUUACAAACGAUAUGACGCCCGAUUUUUAUUUUUCAAAUAUUCUGUUGGGUUUUACAGUUUAGCGUUACGGUUUAUCUAGAUAAGUAUAUAUAUAUAUAUAUUGUAUAAAGUAGAAUUGCAAUCUUUGUUAUACAAAUACGAAUAUAAAUAUUAAUAUAUAUAAAAAUUGGGUUAGUCGUCUUUAAUCGUCAACAGUUACAAAAAAAAAAGAAGAUAAAAUUGGGACACGGACACGGACACAGAUUU
Molecule: messenger RNA, 1629 nt
Organism: Drosophila serrata
Lineage: Eukaryota; Metazoa; Arthropoda; Insecta; Diptera; Drosophilidae
Biological process (GO): phospholipid metabolic process; arachidonate secretion
Molecular function (GO): A2-type glycerophospholipase activity
Source: RefSeq, a predicted model, not a curated record